AUGGAAAUAAGAACACGAACUCCCAAAAAUAUAAAAGGGAACAAAGAUUAUGAAUAUAUAACUUCUUCACAAUAUUAUGUAAAUAAAAAAAGAACAAUUUCGUCGGAAAAAGUAAAUAAAAAUUAUGAUAAAAAAAAAACAAAGAUCAAUCAAAAAAACACCAUUGAAAAUGAUAUAGAAAAUGAGGCUAAUUCUGUGUAUAAUGAUGAAGUAACAAAUAAAAAUAGGCCUAAUAAAAUAAAUAAGAAAAUACGCAAUGAAUUAUUAAAAAAUGGUUUGGAUGAAAAUAGUAAAAGUUAUGAUGAUGCUAUAAAAAAUUCGCAAAACAAUUGUCAAACAAUCGAUGAGUCCAUUUCUUCAAUACCAAGCCAUUCAAAUCAUAGCAAAAGUGAUGAACAAAAUAGUUCUCUAAAUAAUCAAAAUUAUAAAAGAGAAAGAAGAAAAAUAAAACAACAUAAAGAUAAUUUUUUUUGUUAUUAUAAUGAAAUAGAAGAUGAAGAAGGGGAAAUAUCAAGUGAAGAAUAUGAAUCAGAUCAAGGGAAAAAAAAUAAAAUGAAUAAAUCAAUUAUAUCUCGAAAAAAUGAAAAAAAAAUAAAACAAAACCAUGAUUCUAUAAGUAACAAGUUUAAUAAUUUUAUAAAAAAAGAAAAUGAUAUAUAUAAUUAUAAUUUAGACUUAUUCGAUUUUUUAAAUAAUUUUAAAACAAAUGAAGAAAAUGUUGAGAACUUAAAAAAGUUGAUACUUUUUAUAGUCCAAGAAAUUGAUGGAAAAAAAUGGUUAGACAAUAAUAAUAUUCAUGGUGGAAACAAACAUAAUGGUAUUUCUGAUAAUGAAUAUGAUAAAAUGAAAACAAAUAAAAUAAAUAAAUAUUUUGUUAAUAUAAAGGAAAAUAUAGAUAUAGAACAUAUAACAAACCACAAUAAAAAAGAUAUAAGAAAUGUGUUUUUUUUUGAAAAUAUUAAUAUAAAUUAUAACGAUAAAGAUGUGAUUAUUUAUCCAUUUAAAAGUUCAUUAGUUAUUGAUGAUAAUGUAGCAUAUUCACAAAAAAAAAAAAAAAAAAUAGCAAAUGAAAAAAAAAAAAAUAGUAUUAACAAAAAGGUUCAAAGUAUUAGUGAUGUAGACAUACAAGAUAAUCCAUUCAAAAUUAUAAAAAUAAAAAUACCAGAAUAUGAAGAUUUGCCUAUACAUAUAAAUAUUAAUGAGAAUGAUGUCAAAAUAAAUUUUGAGAUACUAUCUUUUUUAUACUUUUUAUUGAUUUGUAAUUAUAUAUCCAGCGAAGAGAUUGAUACUCAUGAUGGUUCCUUCAAUUUAACAGAUAUUUUUUCUUAUAUUGAUGAAAAAUCAGAAUACCAUUUCAGUAGUGAGAAAAAUAUAUUUUUAAGUUUGUGUGCCCCUGUGAUGUAUCUAGACUUUACUACUAACACUAAUUUAGUAGAUUUUUUUGAAACAUUUUUAAAAAGCUGUAAUAAUGGGAAUAAAGAUGAAUUGGCUACAUUUUUCCAAAGUGAAUUACCCCUUGAUAUUUCUCAAGAAGAAAAUAGCAAAAUAGAAAAUUUAGACCAACUAAUAAACAAGUUUUUACUAAAAUGUAAGAAUAUAUUUAAUGGGUGUUUAUUAGCUAUUAGUAUAUGUAGCUAUUUAAAUACUUGUAUAUUUUCAAAAGAAUUUAAUAAAAGUAGAAAUUUUUUAUUUAUUUAUUUUGUUUCACAAUUUAUGAAUUCCACUUAUUUGUUUGAUAUAAUUGAGGUUGAAAAUGUUUGUAAAAAGGUAGAGUGGAUAAAAUUGAAUGGGGUAUCAAAAAAUACAGCUACCAAUAAUAAUAUUUCAGAAGAAGAUGAAUAUACCUAUUUGUUGAUAUGUUUAGUAGGGCAUGAAAUAUUAAUAUAUGGAAUUUCUAAAUCCGAUUAUUUUGUCCAAUUAUAUUACUCUAUUAAGGAUAGAAAUAAAAUUCAUACAGACAAUAAUAAAAAAUAUAUAGAAGACAAACUUAUGCAAACAAAAUUUAAAAAAAUAUUUUCAUAUAAAAAUGAUGAUAUAAUAAAUGAUUUUUCAUAUUCUAUAUAUAUAAAAAAUAAUCAAAGAUAUAUAAAAUUGGCUAUUUGUUGUAAUAAUAUGAAUAUAAAAAUAGUAAAUAUAUUUUUAAAAAAAAAAAAAAAUGAAUAUGAAAUUGACAAUUUUAUACAAAAAUCUCAAACAACAAACAUGAAAUUUGAUAAUUGUAAUUCCAGUUUACCACAUUUGUUUCCGUUUAAAAAUGUUGGUAAUUUUGAAUUAGAAAAAAAAAAUGCGUUUUCCACCUCUCUUAAUGAAAGGGAAACAGAACACAAAAUGGACUAUACAAUGUCUUAUUUAAAUAAUGAAUAUACAGAAAAGAGUGAUAAUUAUAACAUGAAUAAAUAUUCUUACUAUAAUGUUUGUACUAUGGAGGAUAUAUUACAUAUUAGACAUGGCAUAAUAACACUGUGCUCAUUUUAUCCAUGUAUAAACUCAUUUGUUUUAUGUAUAAGUAUAAAAGAUGGAGAUGUUAUAGUUAUUGAUAUACGAAAUAAUAGUGAACUUUUUUAUUUUAAAAGAAAAACAGAAACAAUAUCCCAUUUAAAAUGGAAUGAUAAUAGCUGUAUAUCUUUUGGACAAGAUAAAGGAUGUAUAAUAUAUUUAUUUGAAAAUAAAUAUCUUUUAAAUAUUGAUAAAAUAUGGAAUAAUAUUAUUGAAACAAUAUGUACACAUAAUUGUAUAAUUAGUGAUAAUUAUUUUUUUACAUUUGAUGAUGGUACUAUAAUAAAAGGAAAAAUAAAAAUAAAUCCAAAUAAAAUAAAACAUCAUGAAAUAAUUUCAUGGAAUAUAAUAUCAAAUUUUUCUAUGGAUCCACAAAUUAUUUUAAAUAUUUCAUCAACUAAAAAUAAUCAAAUUGAUACACCUUCUUUUAUAUUAUUAUAUGAAUAUUUAUGUGGAUUACAACAUAUUUUAAAAACUGGAAUUAAAAUAACAAAAUCGGAAAAUUAUGAUACUUCUAUAAGUCGAAAAGUUGUUGCAUUAGUUCCAAAAGCAAUUUCCUUUUCAUAUACUGACAAUGGCUAUAUGACAGCCUAUGGAAACGCGUGCGGAUUAGUUCAUAUUUUUUUUGGAAAAAUAGAUACCCCACCAGUUAUUUAG
Messenger RNA from Plasmodium vinckei vinckei, 3153 nucleotides. RefSeq names its product conserved Plasmodium protein, unknown function. The coding region runs from base 1 to 3153 and encodes 1050 amino acids. Gene Ontology annotation, molecular function: protein binding. Lineage: Eukaryota; Apicomplexa; Aconoidasida; Haemosporida; Plasmodiidae. The transcript is spliced from 2 exons. The record is from RefSeq and is a predicted model, not a curated record.